Molecule: messenger RNA, 1228 nt
Organism: Ceraceosorus guamensis
Lineage: Eukaryota; Fungi; Basidiomycota; Exobasidiomycetes; Ceraceosorales; Ceraceosoraceae
Exons: 1
Coding region: 57-1010 (317 amino acids)
Source: RefSeq, a predicted model, not a curated record
UAGACGGCGCACGCGUGCUCAGCCACGAUGCCCAGGAAGGGACAGAGUUGCGCGACAUGUCACCUCGCAGCGCAGGCGCGCCACGCUCGCCGCGCGACUUGCCUGUUCGCACUGGUCGUUACGGGCCAUCGUCGAGCAACGCGUCGCUUUCCGGGACAGGUUCAAGUGGGACAAAGUAUGCGUCUCGCGCGGAUCCUCGUUCGCAGAGUCCUGUUCUGCAAGUCCAGCGAACCGUGGAUACGCACACUGCGAUGCGCUCUGCCGAUCCUCAGCAUGGGCGCCGCAAACGAGGCUCCGGUUCCUUGGAACUCAACACGGAAGGCGGCGAUGUCAACACCAGCGACGACGAUGCUGACGGCACCUCUUAUUGGGGAUCAAGGCGGCCUUCAAAUCCUUCGACCGACGCUCUCGGGCAGCACGCUGGUUCGCGAUACUUUGCGAGCGAACGCAGAAGCAGUGCUGCCAGCCGGACAGCUGGCAGUAGCUCGGGCCAUGCUCCCAAUCCCAGUGGCACUCCGUAUGCCGUAGGAGGUGCUUCGGCUCCCAGGUCGAAGCACAUCGCCACCUUGGUCCAAAGGCCUGGAUCUUCUUCAUCCCGCCUGUCUGAUGUCAACGACCCGCAUGCGCCUCUGCAGACGGGCCUCGUGCCGGCGCCGCGUCGCAGGACGCCUGGACGUCCAUCGAGUGCUCGUCGUGUCCCUUCGUCGGACAGCGCUAGUCAGCUGCACGUAACAUCUCCUCAUCCACUCAGUCCCACCUCGGUGCCCGAUGUGCCGGAGCACCAGUCAGGCUCACUGCAAGACGUUCUUGGACGAGACAUUUCGACCCUCGAGCCAGUCUCGCAAGUCGCUCGUCAAGCGCCGCAUUCCAGCCCCACUUUUGGUCUGCUCACGCCUCAUGACGCGGCGUCCGAGAAUACCGCCGAGCUCCCAAAUUCCGACCAUUCCCGUUACUCGCCAACGUCCGUCGCGGGCUCUGAGAGUGCUGCAGGCUACGCUCAAGCGUACUGAUCUCGCCAUCGCUUCUGCCUGAGCCAACGUCAUGUCGACAUGUCAGAGUCCCGGCUCGACGUCCUGCCUCAUAUUUCCACAUUGUUGUCCGUGCACCUGUUACUCGACGCUCCGAAUACGCUCGGACUGCGUCAUCGCCUGCUCUGCUCUGUCACCGUUCCGUCUUCGUUAUAUGUAUCGAAUCUAUUGUGCGGUAUCAUCAACUUUCUGCAAUAUCA